This is a messenger RNA of Thlaspi arvense, 2918 nucleotides long. Lineage: Eukaryota; Viridiplantae; Streptophyta; Magnoliopsida; Brassicales; Brassicaceae. The record is from the annotation of a GenBank genome assembly.
GGUAAAGCAGAACAACUUAUAAGAACGUAAUCUGAAAAACGCGACCGUUUUGUGUCGUAGUUAUUGGCAUUCGUUGGUGAUUCAGAAAACUCUCAAACCCAAAAGAACAAAAACGAGAAAAAAAACUCUCUCUCUCUCUCUCUCUCUCUCUCUCUCUCUCUCUCCUUCUCUUUUCCUUGCGCCCCCUCUCGUCUCUCUGCGUCUCUUCUCCGAGGCGGAGGAAGCCAAAAACCCUCGAGUCAAAAACAGCGGUUUCUCUGCCACUGAUCGAGAAUUUGACUGGGGAUAAAAAGCUUCAAACUUGCAGAAGAAACGUCGUAGAAGUAAUCUCAGGACUCACUGGAUCUCUGGUUUUCCGGAUUUUUCUAUAAAACGUGGCAGAUCUUUCUCUCGUUUUCAGGGAGAGUCAUGCCUCUGAAGAGAUUAACUUCAUGGCGAUGAACCUCUGCUCGAAUCUGUAAGAUAAAUUUGAGAUUUUUCUUUUGGUUUUGUGCUUCAGACGGUGGAUUUAGGAGGUUUAUCUGGGUGUGUCUCGUGUGAUGGGGAGUAUCGAUGAGCAAAACAGUAAGGCGAUUGAUGCCUCGAUAGGAGGGUUGGUUUGGGUCCGACGCCGUAACGGGUCAUGGUGGCCGGGUCGGAUUAUGUCUCAUCACGAGGUUCCUGACGGUUGUAUCGUCUCUCCCAAAUCUGGCACACCGAUCAAGCUUCUAGGUCGUGACGAUGCUAGCGUGGAUUGGUACAAUCUUGAGAAGUCCAAGAGGGUGAAGGCGUUUCGUUGUGGGGAGUACGAUUCUUGGAUUGAGUUAGCGAAGGCUAAUGCAUCGGCUUCUAGUAAGAAGGCUGUCAAGUAUGCUCGCCGAGAAGAUGCCAUUAUCCAUGCUCUAGAGAUUGAGAAGGCACACCUUGCCAAAGCUAAGGAAGAGCUUCUUACUGGAAAAGAUGAUUCGUCUUCUGAGAAGGACGAAGAUGCAUUGCAGUCUAGUGUAUCUUUAAAGAAAACCAAUAACGGCAAAGCUUCAAAGGUGCAGCCUUUGGCAGAGAAGAGAAGGAGGACACCAAAUGACACAGAAGAUGAUGGAGAGGAUGGGAGCAAACGAAUGAGAGGGCUUGAGGAUAUUGGAAUGGGUAUAGGAUCAAAGGGAAAAGCACAGGGCGGUGCAGUGCUCAAGGCUAAGCAGGAAAAUGGAGUUAAAAGUGAUGUAAGCAACAAUGGUUCCAUGCCGAAUGGGACUCUUUCCAAUGGUAGUAGCAGAGAUAGUUCUCCGCCAAUGAGAAGAAGAACAAGGUCGCAAGUCGCAAAUGCUAAUCAGUACGCUAAAAGGAAAACCCGACAACGGCCGCUGACAAAAGUGUUGGAGAGUACUGCUGUGGUGUCUGUUCCUGUUGCCUCUGACGAACUUGACAAUUCUGAUUCUUCGCCUCCUCCAGAGUUCUCUGAAACCAACGGUGCUGCUGUAAUCGACGAUGAUAACUCCGACGGCGAUGGGGUUUCGUGUGAGAAUGCUACUGUUUCAUUAAGUGCUUCUGAAAAUGUUGUUGAAAUGAACCAUAACAAGGCGAAAGAGAAUGAAAUCUCAGUUUCUGCAAACGGUGGCUCUGCCAGUGGAUUGUUUGAUGUUCCACUGAUUGGAGAAGAAAAAUACUCUGCCGGUACUUCGACGGCGGCUAUCACAUCUUCACCAACAAAGGGUCUUGUCUCUGUACCAACAGGGCCAUAUGGUCAGAAUAGCCAUGAUGAUGUGGUGAAAAUCGAAGGAUGUAAUGGAUCUGCUUGUACAAGUCCAGCAGCUAUACUUAUCUAUGGGAUCGAGAAUAUCCCUUCAAGUUGGCAGCUAAAAGGGAAAAGGAACCCAAGGCAGAGGAGUAAAAGACAGGAAGAAGGAAGUACUCAUUGUUCUGUCUCUGCUCAAAAGCCACACGGUCGUUUCAGCACUCUGGCUAUGGGAAGAAAGUCUCAACUGCGUGACGUGGAGAUCGAGGUAAAAGCCAGCUAUGAACCUCGAACUGUCCCGCUGAUUUCCCUCAGGAGUAAACUGUAUGGUGAAGCUAUUGUGGGGCAUCCUUUAACGGUUGAAGUGCUUGAAGAUGGAUCAUGUGACAGCGUUGUGCACAGUCACAUCAAGUCACUUGGUGUUCCAAUGGUGGAUGAUGAUGAUGCGAAGCCGAAACCAUCGCGGAAAAGGAAAUCCAAGAAAAAGAAACCACUCAUUCCUCCGUAUAAAUCAUCAAAGUCCAAGAAGUCAUCGUCUCUUUCGAAGAAGACAAGGUGCCUCUCUGCUCUAAGUGGCCAGAGCCAGAAGCUGACAGCAAGUAGCAAGAAGAAAGUGACGGUAGAGAAGACGAACGAGCGGGUUGUAUCUUGCAUCCCUCUGAAAGUAGUCUUCAGUAGGAUAAGCGAAGCAGUGAAGGGGUCAGCUAGACAGGUGCACAGAGGAUUACCACCUGCAGGAAGUACAUGAUGAGAUGAGUUUGGUCACUGGUUUGUUUUCGUCUUGGCAUUGGUGUGUUCUUUGCUUCGGUUUAGAGCAUACACCGAGAUGAAAAUAUCCCAGUUCUAGGGAGUGGUGGUGGAUGGGCUUGCUGUACAAUACAGAGAUAUCUUCGGAGUGGAGGUGUAUAUGUAAAAGUUAGCGUAUAGCAUAGUGGUGGGGGGUGUAAUUUUAAAAGAAAAAAGAAAAAAAAAAAUAACUCAGAUUAGGUGGAAGAAGACAUUGUUGCUCAUUUACUCAGUUUUCUUUUUGAGAAUUGCUUUAGUUUUUACAGAAAAACCUCAAUUUGUUUGUUGUUGUAACUCAUAAAGUUCUUGUCAUACUCAAAUGGAGAAGAAACUUUCUUUUAGCUCUUGGCUUCUUUACUUUCUUCACACUUUAGAAAUUCUCACAGUAUGUCUGUUUUGAUGAAAUGAUUUGUAAUCCAGU